UCAAGAACACCAAUUUUCACCAAAGUUUGUCCCUUCAAUCUUGCUUCCGGUAUUCCCCCCCUCCCCUAUUAAAUUAAAGAGGAAAAAAAAGACACAAUUCACCCGUCCCCAAGGAGCACGAUAUAUCGUCGACUCUAUUCAGAAUUCUAGAUUCACAUUCAUUAAUUAAAUAUCAAAGAUACCAGGGCUAACCUUCAACGCCAUUUAAACCCCCCGGCUCCGCUCGCAUUCGCAAUGCCCGUCUUUCCAGUGAUGAAGCAAGACAGCUGCGACGCAAUCACCUUGCCUAACCCGCGCCCUAUGACUCUAGCCAGCACUCACUCCGAAAUCCCUCACCAUUGUCCUGGUAGCUACAAUGUGCCCACUCCGCUCAGAAAGUUCGCCAAUCCCGGCCCCCUAGGACUUUCAAGUUUUGCGACCACCACCUUUCUGUUGUCGUUAUUCAACGUCCAGACCCGGGGGAUCCACACCGAAAACUUGAUUGUCUCUAUGGCCUUUGCUUAUGGUGGGAUAGUUCAGGUGCUGGCCGGAAUGUGGGAAUUCGCUUGCGGGAACACGUUCGGGGCAACUGCCUUUUCCUCAUACGGUGGCUUCUGGAUCAGCUUCGGUCUCAUCCUGUCUCCAAGUUCAGGCAUCUUGGCCGCAUACGCCACCAAGAAAGAUGAAUUAGAAAGCGCCUUGGGGCUCUACCUGUUUUCAUGGUUCAUUUUUACAACGAUGAUGCUGCUCGGUUCCUUGAGAACAUCGGUGGCGCUCAUCGCCUUAUUUUUUUUCCUUGAUGUCACGUUUUUGUUGCUAGCGAUCGGUAAGCUUUGCGCCGAUACUCAAGCACUUACCAAGGCCGGUGGAGUCUUCGGUAUCAUCACCGCAUUCAUCGCCUGGUAUAUUGCGGCUGCUGGGCUUUUGGAGGCCGAGAACAGUUUCAUCAGACUGCCUACAAUUCCUCUUGGAGAUGUCAACGAGCGAGACGAGCGUAAAGAUUGA
Puccinia graminis f. sp. tritici CRL 75-36-700-3 is the source of this 984-nucleotide messenger RNA. RefSeq lists its product as uncharacterized. Gene Ontology annotation, molecular function: acetate transmembrane transporter activity. The record is from RefSeq and is a predicted model, not a curated record. The coding region runs from base 235 to 984 and encodes 249 amino acids. The transcript is spliced from 13 exons. Gene Ontology annotation, cellular component: plasma membrane. Lineage: Eukaryota; Fungi; Basidiomycota; Pucciniomycetes; Pucciniales; Pucciniaceae.